Messenger RNA from Spinacia oleracea (spinach), 924 nucleotides. RefSeq lists its product as uncharacterized. The coding region runs from base 116 to 844 and encodes 242 amino acids. The record is from RefSeq and is a predicted model, not a curated record. The transcript has a single exon. NCBI's taxonomy places the organism in Eukaryota, Viridiplantae, Streptophyta, Magnoliopsida, Caryophyllales, Amaranthaceae.
CGCGAGUCAAUCCAAUCAGUAAAAUUUGUUGACGGUGGUGGUGCGAAGGCCAAAAGGGGGUAAAACCUCAGUCUCCGUCUUUGAUUUUGGGGGGUUCCGACUUCCGAAACAAAAGAUGAGCAGAAGAAGUUUGAUAAAGCUUACUACCUUUCUCCUCCAGAAGAAGAAUCCCUUUUCCAGAAGAAGCGUUUCUUGUAAUUCACCAUCUUCUCACUAUGAUUUCCGUCGUCAUCAUCAUCUUCAAAUCCCCUACCUGAAAUCUCCUUCCGAUUCCAUUAUUAACUUUGAGAAGGCGGCUGCAGCAGCAAAUCUCAGGCGACGACUCUACUCGUCUGAAUCUACAAAUGAAUCUGAUCCCAAAUCUACCCCGAACCCUAACCCUAACCCCAGCCCCAAACCAGACAUGAAGCAUCAGGAGAUUGAGGGCCCUACCGUGGAGAAGGAUCUCUCUCCUCUGGCAAACGAAACAAGGGAGGUGACCCAUUCUCUACUGAAGACCAUGUACAACGUGAGCAGGCUCCUUGCUUUGCUGGGUUUGGCUCAUUUAGCCAUCGGUGCUUACUGUUACGCUUCUGCCUCCUCUGCUGCUACUGCUGCUGCUUCUGCUCUUGCUCUGAUGGCAUUUGGCUUUCCUUUUUCCAUGGCUUUUAUGCUCCGUCAAUCCUUGAAAUCUAUGCAUUUCUUCCAGAAGAUGGAGAAUAUUGGGCGCCUCCAGAUAUUGACCAGCUCCAUGCAAAUCUCCAAGCAACUCCGUAUCUUCUUCCUCCGACUCAGCGCAAUUUCUUACUUGUGUCUUGCUGGUUUGUCCCUCUCUUUAAUCUACUCUGUUUCAUCUUCUCUUUAAUUUUAUCACCCCCUUGUAAUAAAUUACAUUGUUCUACUCCUAUUGAUCUGCUUAAUUACAUUACUUUUAUUCCCUUUUAA